AAAUCUGUUUUUUAUUUUUUUAGUACAAAACAAUGUACAAUUAUAGUUAAAAUUUGAUGUCAAACUCACAAAAUCAUCAUGGAAGAUUUGGAUGGAUUCCAGAAAUCUCAACUAUUAGUCCAACCUUUCAAAAUACCACUGGGCAAGAACCUAUGGAUAUACAAGAAGCUGGAAAUACAUCUUUCAGUUCAAGGUCCUUCCUUGAUCAAUGUGGCAUUUUUCUCGCUGCUCAUACGGCAUAUGACUUUUCUAAAACGGUAUCUCAACCAUUAGAUACAAUCCAUACAAUAGAUUCUGCCAACGAAAAUGACAGUGAGGAUCCCAGUCAAUAUUUCAUUGCGUUACAAGAGUCUAUCGAUAAUAUUUUGCGAGAGGAGAAACUCAGACGAGAUAAAGCUGCAGCAGAGGAAGAAAAGAAAAAAGAAGAAGAGAAGAAAACAAAACGUUUUCAAAACCAGCAGAAUAAUAAGGGAUUCGUUGUUUCAACGUCCAACAAUGCGUGUGAUAUUAAAGAGCCUCAUUCUAAUGAAUGUACACAAAUUCAUAGUAAUGUAACGCCAAGUCAGCCUUUCACAUCUGUAGUGAAAAAGCCAUCUCGCACACCGAUAAUGUUGGAGUCGUCUUCACCUGUCGUUUCUUCCUCAAAACCCAGUAUAUAUCAAGAAAGUCAAUUGUCUAAAUCUACGCCACUUUCUGUAACACUGGAUGCUAAUCUCGAUCCUUUUAUUCGACGAAAGCUUGAGGAAAAAGAAUGGUGGACAAAUUUUUUAAAUAACGAUUUCGCUGCAGUAAAAUCAGACCCAUCCGUUCAUACAAAGAGAUUAAGAAUUUCAGUGAAAAAAGUCAUCAUGCUAGCAAUUAAUCAACUGGCAGGAACAUCAAGUCAAGUUGAAUCGGUUUUUAAUAAAUUAGCGAAAUUACUUGAAACGAUUUAUCAAAAAGCACAGGAGAACGUAAAGGAUUUACGUUUUUAUCACUAUGCCUUAACAAUUGUUGUUGAAUCGUUAAUGAAUUGCGUCGAAACCCAGGUUGUGUGUAAUCCUCGAUCUGUUUGGGAAUUUGGUCAACUUGUUUCUCGCUUAUGUAUUUUCGAAAAAUUCGAAUAUUUUUUCGAGUGUUUCUUACUGCACCGAUGUCAUUUUGUUGUUCCGUUACCAGAAGAUUUGACAUCACAUCAAAAUAUCAAAAAUCAAUCGUUACCAUUUUUGGAUCGUUUAGUAGCAUAUCUCCGACUUUGGCUCGUCUUUCUAGUUGUAACCCAACGUACGGUUCCACGUUUGCUUUUCUUUUUUUUUUGUUGA
Molecule: messenger RNA, 1301 nt
Organism: Hylaeus volcanicus
Lineage: Eukaryota; Metazoa; Arthropoda; Insecta; Hymenoptera; Colletidae
Exons: 8
Coding region: 57-1301 (414 amino acids)
Biological process (GO): poly(A)+ mRNA export from nucleus
Cellular component (GO): nuclear pore
Source: RefSeq, a predicted model, not a curated record